AUGAUUCGGAUGUUAAUCAAAAAAUUCAUUCACUCCUGCAAGAGUAUUUCCAUGUCUUAACCAGAGAUUAAAUUAUAUUCAAGAUUAUACGAUCAGAGAUGAUCAGACAACGAUAACUCUGAGUGAGUAUAUAAAUAUGUCACUCAGAAUAGGCGAAACAUUCAAACUUGAAAAUUUGAUAUUUACACUUAUUAUUAUAAUAUUUCACUACUUUUUAUUGCAUUGAACUAGAAAUGGUCAGUAAAACAAAAUAUCGUAUUCUCAUGUCAAGUAUCGACGCAUUCGGACACAUCAACUGCACAUUGGCAUUGGGUGAGAUCCUUGCUUCAUAUGGACAUCAAAUAACAUUUGCUCAUCACUCUUACCACAAGAAGCUUGCCGAUAAACGAAACUUCAAGUUCAUUCCUUUUGAUGCAAAACUCUUUGAGAAUGUUCGACCUGCCUCAGCGGUUGAAUGGCACGAUGGACAUUUACACAAAUUCCGUGUUGAUGCAUUAUCAAUCUUUAAAGACUGGACACCAGAAGAUAUCGAAAAUUUUGGCGAAAUUGUUAAUGUAUUUGAACGCAACAGUUUUGCAUUAGAAGCUAUAUUCAAAGAAAAUGCAGAUAACUUCGACUUGUUUAUCGGUGAUUUUGUUAUGAGACAACCAGCUUUUUAUCGAGCGUCUUUUCCUUGUGCAUUGAUUCACUCAAUGAACCCACUUCCUCUCUAUCCCAAUGGACCUCCACCAUGGUCAGGUUUUUCAGUGAAGGAAAAAGACACUGAAAAGUGGGAUAAAUUUCGAGAACUGAGUGGAGUAGCUUUAAGAGCUAUUCGUGAAAAUUUAUAUUCUUGGUGGAGAUCUAAUGGAACACCUUUGCCUGCUAUGCAAGAUACAAGAAUCGAGAAUUGGUUUAAUGCUGAACCUGAACAACUUGGUAUUUAUCAUUACCCCGAACUUUUAGAUUACCAUGAAAUUGGUCCAAUAAGGUCUGAUAAAUGGAUUCGACUAGAUUGUGCCAUUCGCGAACCAGACAAUGUGGAACCAUUUAUUAUCCCUGAAUCAUUGAAGCAUUUGCCAGGAAAAUUGAUUUACUUUUCAUUGGGUUCAUUAGGGUCAAUUCAAAUAGAUUUGAUGAAAAGUUUCAUUAAAAUCUUGUCAAAAAGUCCUCAUCGUUUCAUCGUCUCUAAAGGUCCUAAAGGAGAUCAGUUUGAAUUGGGAUCAAACAUGUGGGGUGAAAAUUAUGUCAAUCAAAUAGGUAUUCUUGAGGUUGUUGAUUUGGUCAUUACUCAUGGUGGGAACAAUACAUUUUUGGAAACAAUUUAUGCUGGAAAACCUUUGAUUGUGGUUCCUUUUUUCAUGGAUCAACCCGAUAAUGCUCAACGAGCAGUUGAUUGUGGAAUUGGUUCUCGAAUCAAUCUUUAUGAAAUUGAUGAAGUUAAAGUUUUAAACACU
Messenger RNA from Tetranychus urticae (two-spotted spider mite), 1436 nucleotides. The record is from RefSeq and is a predicted model, not a curated record. NCBI's taxonomy places the organism in Eukaryota, Metazoa, Arthropoda, Arachnida, Trombidiformes, Tetranychidae.